This is a messenger RNA of Pelobates fuscus (common spadefoot toad), 1618 nucleotides long. It is a transcript of the gene PRRG1, whose product is annotated as proline rich and Gla domain 1. Bases 143 to 841 code for a protein of 232 amino acids. Lineage: Eukaryota; Metazoa; Chordata; Amphibia; Anura; Pelobatidae. Gene Ontology annotation, molecular function: calcium ion binding. The record is from RefSeq and is a predicted model, not a curated record. The transcript is spliced from 4 exons. Gene Ontology annotation, cellular component: extracellular region.
ACUAUAUCCGUGGGAUCCUCCGAAUGGACGGAGAAGCGGCACCGGAUAGAGCAGGAUUCCCGGACAUUAGUGUGACCAGUUCGCUGGCCACACAGAGCAUCACACAGGCUCUUUUCCUUAAUCCGAUUUUGUUCCUGAGCCAAUGGACAACAUGAGCAGUGUGUUCUUGACAGAGGAAGAAGCACAUUCUAUCUUAAAAAGAUACCCAAGAGCCAAUAGUUUUCUUGAAGAGAUCAAGCAAGGGAACAUUGAGCGUGAAUGCCGAGAGGAGGUGUGCAGCUAUGAGGAGGCAAGGGAAGCCUUUGAAAAUGAUGAAAAAACUGACGCAUUCUGGAGAGAGUACACUAAAGCACAUCAGGGAGAAGUCAACUCUGACGGCAACUGGUAUCCCUUCUAUCUUGCUUUUCCAUUGAUCAUUGUCUUUUUCAUCAUCCUUGUGGUCCUCUUUCUGGUGUGGAGAUGCAUUUCCAAAAAGAAGGCAAGCAGGCAAUCGGCCUAUAUACCUAGAGGGGUGCGGGAAAAUGCUGCCGAGGUGGGCAUUGAUCCAGAUGGAACAACCGGGCAUCACUUACACCAUCAUAGCACAGUUAUGUGUUCCCUGGAAACCGCUGCUGACAGGGCAGGGCACCCUGGUGGAUUUAUUGAUUAUGAUGUGCAUUCUGAUACUCUGUCAGCUGGACUAUCGAACUGUGACCCUCCACCCUCCUAUGAGGAAGCCACGGGGGAGCGAGGUGCGAGAAUCAUUGGACCAUCACAGAAUCCCACAGAGCCACCUCCUCACUAUGAAGAUAUAGUCUCUUCUGCUGUUACAGUACCUCAAGCAGUCAAUGCUGUCAAAUAACCAAUGAUGAAGGAUUAUCUUAUCAGACAAUAUAUAUUUCUUUUUUUCUUCUCUUUUUUUUUUUUUUUUUUUAUUGCAAAUUAAGUAUUUUUAAAUACAAUGUUUAUUUGCCUUUUGGACAAAUGUUUACUCCAGGGAAUUAAUAAAACACUACUUUUUUUAUUUCUUAUCAGAAUAAACUUCAAUAAUAACUUGUACCUGAAUUGCAUUGGUUAUUCCACAGUCAUAUAUAUGAAACAGUCUGUGCCUGGAAGGAAAUAUAUUGUUGUUGCUGAUUUUGCUAGACUGCGUUCUAAUCACGUUUUCUAUGCUCACCUUUAUGUCCUAACUAGAUAGUGACUUAUUUAAGCCAGAUUUAUACUCUAAUUAUUGCAAUAAUUUUUUCCUAUGUAAUAAAGGCUGGCCUAUGAGUUGUAACCACCAUUAACCAAUGGAGUGCAUUUAUUUUUUGUUGUAUUGCAAAAAUAUUAUGCAUAACAGAUUUUUACUUUAUACCCAAUUGUAAUUCUGGUGCUUAAAUAUAAUUGGUAUAAUCUUUGAGAGUGAUAUUGUCUGCUCUGAAAUGGCCAAUUUCUGAAUUGGCAGUAUUUUGUUUACCUUUAAAUUGGUUGAAUAAAGAAAUGCUAAAUUUGUGUUAUUUAUAUGUGAAUAUAACUGCCUUAACUACUUUGCAACAUCAUUUUGUAGUUUUUCCUUUUAUUAUGAUGAUUAUUUUGAUUAACCUUUCAGGUUUGAAUGAAUGUCACAAUGCAGCAAUAUAUUUUAUGCCAUUGCCAU